Messenger RNA from Lodderomyces parapsilosis, 687 nucleotides. RefSeq lists its product as uncharacterized. The record is from RefSeq and is a predicted model, not a curated record. NCBI's taxonomy places the organism in Eukaryota, Fungi, Ascomycota, Pichiomycetes, Serinales, Debaryomycetaceae. The coding region runs from base 1 to 687 and encodes 228 amino acids. The transcript has a single exon.
AUGACAGAGAUUGAAUUUCAAGACUAUUUAUUGUUCACAGCAUUGCUUGGAUUUGAAGCCAAUAUGGCUAUGGGCACUGGUAAAGGGAACAUGUCCAACAAUUAUUGCUCACUCAAUAAAGCAGCAAGCACAACAAUGACCACCACAGCUCACAACCCCCCACGAAUAGCACCACCAAGUGUUGAUGAUGCAUCCAUUCCCAAAAGAUCACCAGCAAGACUACUUGACAGAUGGAAGUUACCAUCACAGAGGCUAAUGAACGCAGUUUCGAAUGCCAAGAGCAAAACUAACACCAUCAACAACAAUAAUAAGGGCUCGAUGCCCUAUGGUAAAGGUGGCGGAGCACCUGAUUCGCCGCAAUCGUUUUCAGAGUCAACUAGCUCGUUUGAGAUUGAGGAUGAUGUCAAAGACGACGAAGUUGGAGCUUGCUUGUCCUCAAAUUCCGACAAUGAAUCAGUGUUUUCUGAGCCAGGAAAUAUGCUACAACCUGUAAAAGUUUCCAGGUUCAACGAGCCCAAGGAGGAAGAUGGAAAAUGGGAGGAGCUUUUAGAAGGACUUGAAAGUAUUCAAAUCUGCAACAUUGACGAUGUGCUUACAUUCAAACACACAGACAACACUCAAUUGGCGCGAGUUACGGUCACUGCAACGCCUUCAAGUAGGACAAUAAAUGCGGUUGGAGCAUUUUGA